Messenger RNA from Ilyonectria robusta, 3720 nucleotides. RefSeq lists its product as uncharacterized. Bases 1 to 3720 code for a protein of 1239 amino acids. The transcript is spliced from 2 exons. NCBI's taxonomy places the organism in Eukaryota, Fungi, Ascomycota, Sordariomycetes, Hypocreales, Nectriaceae. The record is from RefSeq and is a predicted model, not a curated record.
AUGCCCGAAACACCCAAAAGGCGUGGACGGCCCCGAAAGUACGGUACGCAAGAGGAGAAAGCGAGGCAAGAUGCCAUCGCCAAACGCGCUCGACGCGCUCGAAGACGGCUUCGGAACUCUCCAGCGCACAGAGAUAUCCGAUUUCAAGUUUACGUCGCCCAACCGACAGGUGCUUUGCCGCCCUCAUCCUCGCAGCAAAAUCGCUCCCAGUCAACAAACUGCCUCGAUGUCCUUGCAGAUGCCGCUAGCUUGUCAGACCGACUCAGCACAUCUCUCCCUUCGACCUCGAACCGCAUCACAAGCAACAUAAGCAACACCAUUGUGACCCGAAACGAAUUGUGUUCACAAUCAACAGACAGGGCUAUGCUCGCAUCGCCGUAUCCGCAGGAUUUCUGCAAUACGGCAAAGCCACGCGGGGCGAUCAACACGUGCUCAAAUUCGCUAGAAUCGUCAGGAGCAGCGGUGCUGCCCUCGUACGAAGUGGCACCGUAUGGUGGCAAUGACCACUCUAUCGGAAACAAUGACACAUACGAGACUUCGGAUUCUCAGUUGCAUUAUGAUAUUGUGUCAGAUUCUUCAGAGAGAGAAAGCGCCAUGCUCUCCUUGCCGGAGAGGAUAAGCGCCCCUCCCAGUCUAGAUGCACACGGAUUAGCCGAAAACGUCCCGAGUGGAAUACGGGAGGAUGAGAACACAAGCUAUCAAGAAGAAGGUGGUGGCGAUGGAUUAAUGUCUGACCUCGAGUCCCAGUCAGCCAAUGUUUUUGAAGCCGACUCUAGCUCCGAGUCGGACGUCUCAGAUACUCGAAGUGAGAUGGACAUCCACGACAGUGGUGUUCCUUCUGGGUCGGAUCUCUACUUGGCAAAAUGUUUCUUGGAAAGGAACUGGGAUCAUCUAUGUGAUUGCCAGGAAGAAGAAAGCGUCAGCUGGAGUGAACAGCCUGGGCUCGAUCUCCAGGAUAUGGCCGACUACUGGCGGAACCUUGGGGUACCAGAUUCAAUUGGUCCUGCGGCACCUCACGCUGGGACAGAUGAGAACGAACAUAUCCAAUUGGAUUGGUCCUCGAUACUAAGUGGUGGAAACAGUCGCCCAAGCUUAACCAUCCAGAGGUCUCAAAGGAUCACCCCAGGUAUUCAACGUACUUGGGAUGUGGACAGCGUCAUUUCCUGGGCUUCGUGUUUAUCAAUCAACCGUGGGCUUUACGUCUCGUACCAUCCUCCAACUUCAAGGAAUUUUGGAAGCAACAUUCAUGUCUUUCACCAAGGAAAGGCCUUGCAUCUCAUCCGUCACCUUCGACUAGGCAGCGGGCGCCAAUCCCCUCAGUUUGGCGUAUAUGUUUUCUUUCCCGGAAUUUCCCACGUCUGUCGAACGACUACGUACCUUACUAAAGAUGAACGGCGGAUGUGGAUCAACCAACUUCUUUUGCCCGCGAUUCGUUGCUGUUGCCCGCCUGAUGUGAUCCAACAUCAUCCUCGUUCCUUCAACGAUGUGGAGAGUAAAGCUUACAGCCGCCAACGGGAAACCUGCGGAGGAAUGGUUCCUAAUAGAAUGGAUAUGCAUCAUUACCUCCCCCAAGAAUACCUGCAGGCAAUCUGGCACCAUAUGAAUCAAAACACUGAGCAGCCCGAGCUUGCCAUGUUUUGCGGAAUGUUUAUUGUACUAAGCGCGAAGAACAUCAAACUAGAAGCAAAGUCUCCAACAUUCCAAGAAUGUCGUACCAAGAUCAUUAAUCACCUUCACCAAGUGUUAGAUUGGUCAAGAGCCGAUUUGUCCAACACAUGGGUAGAUGUUGGCCUCGAAAAUACUGCAGUUUCAGAGAAGUGCACAUUCUUGUUCAAAAGUCGAUGCUUGGAGUCCUGGGCCCAUUCGAUGAAGUAUAGCGCCGACAAGCCGCUGAUGUCGUCGGAACAUUUCAACUGGAACCUUACCGGCCAAGCAGGUAGCGCUAGAGUGGAGACUCGCCGAUCGCACCCCCUGCGCAAAGGGGGCAUUGCUUAUGCUCAACGUUACAACGUGAAUAAGGAUCUCUUCUCAACAGCCUCGAAGCGGGACUGUGGGUUGUUCAGUGAACCGAACCUAGAGGGGCUGACAUGCCCACCUUCAUUACUCGACGCUUGGAUUGUGGCUGCUCGGCAGUAUCGCAACGCCGGGCUGGCGACCUCACUCAAAUCUGCACCGCAACUCAAACGACUUCGCAAAGUAUUUCAAGCUAUGAAAUCUCGAAUAGGAUUUGCGCUGGACAGUUCUAUGGAGACGAGCUUCGGCGUUCGAGAAGAAUAUCGAAUCUCUUGGGAACUGUUCACGACUGUGAAUCCUUCGACAUCACACCCUCAUGGUUCACAUCGCCCAUUCUGGAUGUUGCCAACUACUCAUGUCAACGAAUUCAUGCGAUGGGAGUUCAAUCGCUGGCUCUCUGCUAUCGAAUAUGUCCGGUCUCGAGGAAGCCGUCGUGAUGCCAACUGGGAAGAUCAUCAAAGAAACAUGAUCAUGGUCACCAUCCUUCUUCGUUCUUUGAAAGCCAGUGUCAAUUGCCAUCAUAUUGCAAAGCGCUCACAAAUGUUCAAAGGCACAUAUAAAAACCGACAGGGAAAGUCUCUCCGUGGUUUAGAUUUCAAGAGCAGUAUGCAUCAGACAGGCCUCGCUUGGUUGCCUCCUGAUCUUUUCAAUUGGUCUGAGUUCCACCUCCGUGACGACCUCGUUGCGUCAACUACUUUCACUUUCAAUGGACUCCAGGGCGUGUUCCGCAACUGGAAGGACGUGGAUUCGGUAAGUCGAGAGUAUUGCAAAGCUAGAGAAUUGGAGGAUCACCUGCGGACCAGCGAGCCGAGUGAGUAUCCUGAUACCCUGGACCGCAUGCGGAAGAUGGUUUAUCGGCAAUUUGCACUCCAAGUCAUUCGACAAACCUGCAGCAACCUAGUGCUCGACUCGGGGCUCGAGAGUGAGCACGAAACGGCCUGGGAAGGUUACCAAGGACUGAGCUACGAUAUCAUCCACACCUUGGCUGGCGAGCCGCCUUAUCUGUCAUUUGCACGGAAAGGACCGCACAAGCUGGGAAGAACUUAUCAUGACAGGGUGCAAGGACUUUUCGACUGGGACGAUGGCCAGCUCACUACCAUUCGCCCGUUUAUCUCCGGUCUACAUCAAUGGAGGAUAUGGGAGGAUGACAUGGAGCUUUGCAGGGAGGACCGUUGGUUACUUGGUGGAAAUUUCCACAUGUCAGGCCUUCCCGUCAGUCUCCUGCCGGAAAAUGAGGUCGAGACUGAGACUGAGACUGAUGCUGCCGAAAUGAGGCUGCAGACCUUCUCAAUCGACUUUGGAUGUCCUUUCCCCUUCACCGAGAUCCCACGAACUAUCGAAGAAGGGCUCGACUUUACUCGACGACUAUAUGCUUCUGGUGAUCAGAAAAUCUUGGCACAUUACGAAACUGCUCGCGACUGUCUCGAGCAGGCCCUAGGGGACCCUUUAUGUGAUCUCCUGCUGAUGAUAGUGCUGACAUUUGCGUCAUCCACCGUCACGCCGACACUGCCACAGAACAAAACCAGUUUUGAGCCCGGGCCUCCCAAGCAUAGAGGGCUUUUAGCUGUGACACUCAUGACUCGAAUGCUUUGGUUCCUCUACCCGCAAUGGUUCCCUUGGGAAUGGGAUGGUGGUAUGAUUCUCCGAGUCCCUGAAAUGAUGAAGAAGAUGGGUAAGGACGUACUUCAGACCGAUCUGAUGAUUUGA